Molecule: messenger RNA, 1165 nt
Organism: Tigriopus californicus
Lineage: Eukaryota; Metazoa; Arthropoda; Copepoda; Harpacticoida; Harpacticidae
Exons: 3
Coding region: 129-503 (124 amino acids)
Source: RefSeq, a predicted model, not a curated record
AACGCCAUUCGGAAAAGAGAGAAAGAGGGUGAGAGAGACAGAGAAUAGGGCUUCGUAUUUAAGCCGGAGACAGGCCUCAUUUCUCUUUUAAUAGCAUUUGGUACCAUCAGCAACUAAGAACUCUGAGAAUGCCCGCAAGUCUAUUUGCCGUUGUGGUAUUGGCCAUCAGUUGUUCACUUCACCAAACCUCAGCCGCGCCAUCCUCUGCGGGUGCGGCAUCGUUGGUCAAGCAACACUCCAAUGACUUGUCCAGGAUGAUGAUGCCCUCGCUACGGGCCAAACGGGCCAUGCUUCCGCCCGCAGCCAGGGCACCCAUGUUUGAAAAGCCCAUGAUGAUGGAACCCCAAGCUAUGGAUAUGGAUCCUGCCCUUCAGGGCUUGUCCACUUCAGAGAUCUAUCGCAUGCUGGAAAUCCUAGAUAUGAUCGAGACUAAGAAAACCGAGAAACUCACCAUGAAAGACAUGGACACUUUGAAGUACCUUCUAGACGUCUACCAACAAUAAUCCUCAACGCCAAGCAGAGCAUUGGGAUUAGCGGCGAGUGCAUCUCUUGGUCAUCCGAUUCGGUUCUCUUAUAGUAGGUCAACAACGGCGUCUUGUUCUUCAUUUUUUCCCUCUUCUACGGCUGAUCUUAUUUCAUGGCUGAAAUUUGCUCUUGAUCGCGGUAGCGGGUUAAGCCUGCAAAUAAGGCGCACAAAGGUCAAGAGUAGGGUAGGUUCAAUCAGUCAACGCAAGUCCUCCUCCCCAAUGAGUUUAUCAUGUGGAACCCACCGAUCUGCAAACGCUUUAUUCAUCAUCGACAACAAAAACAACAACAACUACUACUACUACUACUACUUCUACAACGUCCCGUCUGAUUCCUAUUUUCAUUCAUCAGAUUCUCCCAUCGAUCUAUCUUUCUAUACAUACAAAAUACAUAACAAGUCUGUGCUUGUGGGUACGAUAUGAAAGACAUACAUAACAAUGACCAUGACUAGUACAACACGAUUUCCCCACCUUCUCCUCCCUCUGACUUCAGUCCCAACAUUCCCCGAAACUUGUGUGGCACCACUCACCUCACGGGACUCGCGAGUUUGACGUUCGUUCCAUGUACCAUUGUAGCACAGAAAGUCACUCAUUUACAUGGUUUUUAUUUGAAUAAACAAAACGAUUCCAUUAUGGCUUGA